AUGACAUAUCAUUUGUCUGAAUCGGUCGUUAGACUGCCCACCUUUAGACGCAAGACACUUGUUCUGUUGGGAGCGCAUGGUGUAGGCAGACGACACAUCAAAAAUACCCUUAUCAGGCUACACCCACAUCGUUUUGCUUAUCCUAUACCUCACACAACCCGUCCCCCUCGACGUGAUGAGAUUGACGGCAAACACUACUUUUUUGUGUCUAACGACCAAAUGUUAGCGGAUAUUCAAGCUAAUGAUUACCUUGAAUAUGGAACACAUGAAGAAUGUUUGUAUGGAACUAAAUUGGAAACAAUACGUUCAAUACAUAGAACGGGGAAAAUGGCGAUAUUGGAUGUUGAGCCUCAGGUGGGAACUAAAAAUGAGUAA
Messenger RNA from Meloidogyne enterolobii, 375 nucleotides. The record is from the annotation of a GenBank genome assembly. NCBI's taxonomy places the organism in Eukaryota, Metazoa, Nematoda, Chromadorea, Rhabditida, Meloidogynidae.